Messenger RNA from Leptopilina heterotoma, 1387 nucleotides. RefSeq lists its product as uncharacterized. The record is from RefSeq and is a predicted model, not a curated record. Lineage: Eukaryota; Metazoa; Arthropoda; Insecta; Hymenoptera; Figitidae. The transcript has 5 exons. Bases 57 to 761 code for a protein of 234 amino acids.
UCUCAGUUUGUUAUGCAUUUCACGUGGACGUUAGACGCCCAGAAAACUGGGGCAUCAUGAAGAAGACGCGUCUCAUUUUCGUAAUGUUCUGGCUUUUGUUAUUGCUCGUUGCUUCAGCAGAGGGGACAAUUUUCGAAUACUCGAAGAAUGCGUUAAUUGACUUUUUUCAAUCGUUGAGGGAUAAAAAGGGCGAUCAAAAAUUGUGGAAUGUUCAUCAUUAUCAUGUUCACUAUUAUCCUACUCCUUUGGAAGAAUUAAAUGCAAAACCGCUGCAUGCACCGGAAAAGAGCCAAUUAAAUGAAUUACAUAGUGAAUCUCUGAGAUCAAUGGGAUGGACGGAUCACGAGUAUCCUGUUCCUGAUCCAAAAGUAAUUUUCCCAUCGAAAGCAGAAGAAAAUUGGCCAAAACCUAGUGAGGAAAAUUCGCGAAAAAUGUGGUCAUGGGAUAACAACGUAUUUGAAACGAAACCUGUAUUACCAGUGGAACAUCAACCAGUUUUGGUUCAAGUUCCUAUUCAUCAACAAAUCGUCUUUCAACAACCACCAAUUAAAGAGGAGAAAAAGCUGACAUUUCUCGCUGCUCUUUUUCAGAAAUUGCGUCGAAUUACAAAAGCACUCUUUCACGUUGAAAAGCCACAUGACGAUUGCGACGAUAGAAAAGACGUUGAUGAUAAUGAUCAUAGUAGUAGUAGUGCGAUAACCAAUAAACUCAAUAGUGGUUACGUGGUUUAUUUAAAUUCAAAGGCAAAUCAAAGAGUUUAAAAGUUUUAAGGAAGUGAAAAAAAUGCAAAAAAUAAGAAAAAAAUUCACCUAUAAUAAUGAAUAGAAAAAGAAAAAUAUAUUUUUAUGCGAAUAUCAUCUGUGAUAGCAGUCGAGAAUUAAAAAGAAAACAUUUUUUUAGUCAGACAAGUAGAUUUUUUUACUGUAUUAUUUUUUCUUUUUCUUUAAUUUUUUAGUUAUCAAAAUCUUCUUUAUCGACAGAUGGUAAACAUAUCAUCUUCUUUACCCACUGUCGAUAAAAUUGAUAUCUAAUUCACCGACGGAUGGUAAAAGUACUCCCUCUCUUACUUACUAUCGGUAAAGUUGAUAUCUACUUUAUCGACAAUCUGUCGAUUUUUACACAAUUUCCCAUUAUCGAUUAAAAAACCUGUUUUCUUAUUUUCUUUCCACUCGAUAAAGUAGGUACUUCUUUUAUCAACUGUUGGUAAUUACUUUCAUUUAUUUGAAUCAUUUAUUUUCCAUUCGAUUUGAUAAUCAACAUGUCUAUAAUAACAAAUUUUUAAAUUAUUGCGACCGAGAAAUGAUAAAUUAAUGUUAAACUAUUAUUUAUUUUAAUAUUAAAAAUUACUAGGGACAAAAAGAAGGGGUUAAAUCUAGUUUAGUUUUAA